GAAGUCGAGGUCGAGGUCAACAAGUUCUCGUGGAAAAAAGAGGGCCCGAGUUUCUUCAAGUUCUCGGCCUCACCUUUCUAAGCUGCAUGAGAUCAACUUACUUGGAGACGACUUCAAUGAAGUGUUUACUGGGUCCAAGGUACUCGAAGGAGCAAUGCAGAGGAGCUAUGGGUUGAUAAAUACAAGCCCCGUUCACUGGAAGAGCUUGCUGUUCACAAGAAAAAGGUUGAAGAAGUUAAGACGUGGUUAGAGGAAAGGUUGAAACCUUCAAAGGUAAAUCUAGGAAAGGAGCUGUAGGUUUAUGAUCAAUUAGUGUUUUAUAAUUGUUCUUUGUUUUUCAUCCAUUAUAGAAUUUAUAGCCUUGUAGAGAUUGUGGUUCCUGUAACUUGCAAAACAAUUUUUAGACAGAGAUGAAGUAUUGAUAAGGUAAACCACAUAUUGAAUUUUCAAUAUUUUGAGAAUUUUCGGUUUCCUUGCUGAGCAAGAAUUUAUUAGUCAAAUCUUUAGUUGAUAUUUUGUAAUGGUGUGGAAUGUUAGGUGCUUUAUUUUUGUGAUUAGCUUCCCCCACCUCCUUAUUUUGGCAUGCUGUGCAAGCAAUAUCAUUUUAUAAACAAUAGUACUACUAUUCUAAGAAAUAAACAUCCAUUUAUGGCAAAAAAUAGAAUUCAGGAAGUGGAAAGAGAAGUUUAAAAAAUAAAUAUCAAAGGAAAUCCUAACUAGCAAGGGUACGAGUGAGGAAAUUUUUGUACGCAACUUUACCCUUACUUUUUUUGCAAAGAGGCUGUUUUUUGGAUUUGAACUUGUGAUCUUUUGGAUACAAAGUAGCUACUCUACCACUGCUCCAAGCUCGCAAAAAAGGAGAAGAUUCCCUUAGCUGAAAAAAGAGAACAGCAUUAUUUGUUGGCUGUUGGUUAUUUUGAGUCUUCUCUUCUAAUUUCUCCUCUAAAGUGUUCGAUUAGGAGUUUAAAUUUCUGUAGAAAUUCUUCCCCAGUACUAAGUUAUACUGACAUAAGUAACAAUAAAUUGUUCUCUGAUCUUGAUAUAUGUAUUAUGUUGUUUGUAUUCUAUUCACAUUGUGAAUUCCUUUCUUCUUCCCUUUCAUUAUGGCAAUUUUACAGGCUGUCUACAGAAAUAACGUUCUAGUCAUCAGUGGGCAGGCAGGAGUUGGAAAAUCUGCUGCUAUUCAUGUAAUUGCAUCUCACCUGGGAGCGACAGUGUGUGGAUGGAACACACCUACGCCAGUAAUUUGGCAAGAACAUCUUUAUAAUUCUGGCACAGGGACACAAUACACAUCCAAGUUGGAUGAAUUUGAAACUUUUGUUGAGAGAAUACGGAAAUUUGGAUUAAUGCCAACUUCCUUUACUGGGGAAUCAAAGCCAUCUGUCGUACUUUUAAUAGAUGAUCUUCCCAUGAUGAAUGGGAAAGCUGCUUUUGGAAGACUUAAAGAUUGCUUGCACCUUUUGGUGCAUUCAACUCAGAUACCCACAGCAAUAUUGAUCACAGACUACGGUAAUACUGAUUCAGCAGAUUACAAUGCACGGUGCCUGGAAGAACUUAAGCUAUCUCUCGAGAGUUCUGGGGCUUGUAAGGUUGCAUUCAACCCAAUUACACUGAAUUCUAUUAAGAAGAUACUUUUUAGAAUGUGCCAAAUGGAACAGUGUGAUGUCACUGCUGACUAUGUUGAUCUAAUAGCAAAAGCUAGUGGAGGUGACAUCAGACAUGCAAUUACUUCUUUACAGUUUUUCUGUCUGAAACCAAAGCAAGUGCAUUCUUUGUCUCUGCCCACUUACUCUCCCAGUGCAUCAAAAGAGGAAAGUAAUGAACCUGUUAGGUUAGAUGAUGGAUAUUCCUUGCACUUUGGAAGGGAUGAAACACUAUCUUUAUUUCAUGCUUUGGGGAAAUUUCUGCACAAUAAAAGGGAGGCUGAAGCCGCGAUAGAAUAUGACCAAGAUGGCUUUCUUUUACAAGAAAGAUUUUCAAGAUUACCAUUAAAAAUGGAUGUACCAGAGAAGAUUCUUUGUCAAUCCCAUGUACAACCUGGACCAGUUGCUGAUUUUCUACAUGAAAAUGUUCUAGAUUUUUUGAAUGAUGAGGCAAUAGAUGAUGCAUGGACUUUGUCUUCAUAUCUAGGUGAUGCUGACAUUCUUCUUACUAAACUUCGGGGAAUGCUAUCCAGUUAUAACGAGGCAGAGAGUGUUUUACAGUCAGCUGCUGCAUCCAUUGCUGUUCGUGGGGUGCUAUUUGGAAAUUCUCAUCCACUAUCAUCCAGGUGGCAUGCAAUUCGUCGACCAAAACUUUGGGAGGUUGAGAAAGCAUCAUUAUACAAGUAUGAGAUGUUUAGGCCGAGAAUUCCAGCUUGUAAACAGUGGGGUUCUUAUCAAAUGUCAAUUAUGGCCACAGAGUACAUGCCUAUGUUUAAAUUGCUUGGAAAUAGGGCAUAUGGAAGAUAUCAUGAACCCAGUCAGGAAUCAGUGGGGAACUUGGAUAUGGAAGAUUUUGAUUUUGACAAAGUAAGUUUAGAUGACCAAGCAAGGGCCACUUCCGAUGAUGACAUAGAAGAUUGGUAGGUAUGCAACGUGUACUAUGAGGUUGUUCAGCUUGCAGACGGCAUAUAAUUUCUUUUGGACACUUCCCUACUCUUUUUAUCUCCGUUGUUGAUUGAGGCUGAAGCAUUACUUAUAGGGAAUGACAAGUUUUUGCGAGAUGAGUUGUCUGAUGCAUGCUUGAUUACAGGCCAGUUGGAACUGGCAUUAGCAACUCCUGAUGGAAGAUAGGUUUGGGAAACAAGUGCUUAACGAGAAUGUGUCGUUGUAAAUAUCAACUUUGUACAAAACUAUUUUUAUUUCAAAGUUGAAGAAACUCAAUAUGUACAGAAUGGUAAAUGUCACCUGCAAUGUGACAUUUGGAAUGAACUCGGAAGAUUUUGCCAAUCGUGUGUUUAAUA
Molecule: messenger RNA, 2944 nt
Organism: Gastrolobium bilobum
Lineage: Eukaryota; Viridiplantae; Streptophyta; Magnoliopsida; Fabales; Fabaceae
Product: cell cycle checkpoint protein RAD17
Exons: 11
Coding region: 1104-2567 (487 amino acids)
Biological process (GO): DNA damage checkpoint signaling; mitotic DNA replication checkpoint signaling; DNA repair
Molecular function (GO): chromatin binding
Source: RefSeq, a predicted model, not a curated record